Messenger RNA from Penaeus monodon (black tiger shrimp), 4216 nucleotides. RefSeq names its product nucleolar MIF4G domain-containing protein 1 homolog. The record is from RefSeq and is a predicted model, not a curated record. Lineage: Eukaryota; Metazoa; Arthropoda; Malacostraca; Decapoda; Penaeidae. Gene Ontology annotation, molecular function: RNA binding; protein binding. Gene Ontology annotation, cellular component: nucleolus. Gene Ontology annotation, biological process: ribosomal small subunit biogenesis.
UGCCCGUAAGUUUGUAAACAAACCCCAAGUACUCGCACGUGUGUUUGUCUGUCUCCCUCAGUCUGUACAAUACCCGACAGAAUGAAAUUUAAUAAGCAGAGAAAUGCCACCAACAAGCCAAAUGCUAUCGGUCUUGCGAAAACUCUUAUGCAUCGAAAGGAACGCCGUAAACAGAAGCGGCUGCAAGCUAAGCAGAAAAAAUCCCUAUUCACAAGAAGGUUUCGACGUGGGAAAGGUAGAUUUUCCAGUGAGGAUGGACCUAAUGGGAAAAACAGUCCUAAUGCGAAAGGAAUCAAACAAUUGCAAGCUUAUGCACAGGCCGAAAAAGAUAAGUUGGGAAAGUUCAAAGACAAAGGUAAUAACAGCAAGAAAGGCAAAGGUAAAUUCCAAGGGCAGGGAAAGGGUGGCAAAAAGAAUAUACAGAGUGGUAAUAAGAGAACGCAAGAUAAUGAAUCAGAGGAGGAGGAGAAAGAAGAACAAGGUUUCAAAAUGUCCUCCUCGGUGAGUGAUCGCAUGGCCAGAUUGCAGGAGUAUGUCAAUCAGGAGGCAAGGAAGAUGGGGACAUUUAGUGAGGAGGAAGGAGGAAAGAAGAAGAAAAAGAAAAACCAGGCUGGGGUGAGCGAAGAGGCAGAGACAGACAAAGAUACCAGUCACAUCAAAGACAAGACAAAGUUGAAAAAAUUACAACAGGAUAUUGAACAAGACAACAAGGAGAUCAAGAAAUUAUCAAACCUCCUAAACCUGAAUGCAAAGUCCCGCAAGAAAAUGGUGCCCCUCCUCGGAGAUGACUUUGGUAGCCUGAUUGAAGACAUUGAAGGAGGACACAUGCAACACCUGAAUAAGUAUAAGCAUGCAGAUGUUGCGCCAAGUGACAGUGAAGAUGAGUUAGAGAAAGAUAUGGCCAUGGCACUAGGGCAGACAAAGGUGAAGAAAAAGGAAAGUGAGGUUGAAGAAACUCUGGAGGACAGAGAUGAGAGAGGUUCAUUUGAUGAUGCAUUUGAUGCAUUUGAAAAUGGAGAAGAUGAUGGUGAUGAAAUGGAAGAAUAUGAGGGAUUGGGUAGUGAUGAGUUUGAUACUUUUGAAAAUGGCAUUGAUGUCGACAGUGAGGAAGACAGUGAUUUAGAGUAUGGAUAUGGGGAGGAGAGAAGCAAACCUACAAAGUUCAAAAAGAAGAGGAAGGAGAUUAAAAGUACAGAAGAAAAUGAGGAUGAAAUGGGUUAUGGAGAUGAGAGUGAAGGCAGUCAUGAUGAGGAAGGAGAACUAGAUGACAUAGAAAAUGGAGAGGAUAAUAGAUAUGCAAAUGGAGAAGGUGAUAGUGAAGAUGGGAUGUUUUCUGCCGAAGGUGAAUGGUAUACAGAUGAUGAAGAGGAGGUAAAUGAACAACCUAAGAUAGAUUAUGGCAGGAUAUCAAGAGAGAGGGAAGAUGAUUUUGAUGGCGAAGAAGUUGGAAGUGAGGAGGGAGAGGAAGAGGAAGAAAAUGAUGGCUUUUUGGAUACAGAAGCAAUGGAAUGUAGUGAUGAGGAGAGCGAAGACGAUGGGAGGGAGCUUGUACACGACAUCAGGAAUGAGGAAGAUUUUGCCUUUGAGGGAGGUUCUGGCUACUACAGCAAGCCAGAAAUCCUAAAGAAUGGACAGGAAAAUGAUAUUGACAGAUAUUCAAGUAACAGUGAUGAUGACACAGACCUUGAAGACUUUGUUGUAGAUGAUGAGGAAGUUGAGUUUGAAGAUGUUGAUGAUGAACUGCCAGAAGAGGAAUUUGAUGACUCUGAUGAUCCUGCAAGUGAUGGCUUAUCUCCAGUAAAGAAGAGGACGAAGAAGAGGCUGGUUGUCAUGAGUGAUGAGGAAAGUGAAGAUGAGAAUGAAGAAAAGGGUGAUAAAGAUAGUGAUAAAAAGGGUGAUAAAGAUAGUGAUGAAGACAAUGAUAUGGUCGAUGAUGUACCUCUAAAUGCAAAAUCGAAGUUAAAGUUAAGUAGUAAGUCACCUAGGUUAAUUAUUAGUGAUGAGGAAGAUGAAGAAUAUGAUAAUGACAAUGAUAGUGAGAGUGAUGACUGUGGUAAUGAAAAAACUGAUGUGAAAACUAAGAAAUUAUUAACCAAGAAUUUAGUACCACUGCCCACAGUUACAAGUGAGGAUACCGGUGAUGAGAAAGAACAGCCAUCUCCAAAGAAAAACAAGAAGAAAAAGAAAAUCAACAUAGGAAACGUUUCAGAAGAUGAUAGUGAAGUAAUGAAUGAGUUAAGUAUUAAGAGAAAAAGGUCAGAAUUGUUGUCAGAAGAAGAAGACGAAGAAGAAAAUGAAGAAGAUCUGGUAAGUAGCAAAAAAAUGAAAAAAGCAUGUUCUGUAGCAUCAAGUGAAAGUGAAGACUCAGAUAGCAAAAGCAAUAAAAUUAAAACAAUUUUGAAGAAGCCAACAAAUAGGAGGCAAAAGAAGACAGCACCAAGGAACAACAGAGCAAAGGAAGAAACCAGUGGGAAGAGACGUGUGUCAUUCGACCUUCCAGAGGUAACGGAUGAAGAAUCAGGUGACGAAUCAGCCGAGAGUGCAGAAUUCAGUGCUGAUGAUGAUGGUGAUGAUGGUGAGGGCAGCAUUAAUGAACAGCCUUUGGAAGAGGAACUUGAUGUUGAUGAUGAGUCUCCUGGCAGUGCUGAAUUUAGUGAGGAUGAGAUUAAUGACGAUAAUGAUUUUACAGAAGGUGAUAAAGAUAUAAGUGAGGCAGUGAAUAAUGAAAAAGCAGAGGAGGAGGAGGAGGAGGAGGAGGAGGAAGAUGGCCUAACAGAGGACAUAUAUGGGCGCCUGAGGGACCGGGAAGGAAAUGUAGUGAAGCGUGAGGAGGAGGAGGAGGAGAGCCAGACCAUGGGUGGUAAGUACAUUCCUCCUGCCCUUAGGAAGCUUAUGGCCUUGAACACUGAUGAGAAGAAGAAGGAGCAACUGGCUAGGAUGAAGAAGACUCUCAAGGGCCUGCUUAAUCGACUGGCAGAGAGUAACCUCGGUGGUAUUGCCAACCAGAUUGAGGGCAUGUACACCAAAUUCAGCCGCAAUGACAUGAGUGAAGUCCUCACCAGUCUGCUGCUGGAAUCACUUGUGGGGCCUACGCUCACUCCAGAGAGACUGGUUCAGGAGCAUGCCAUGCUGGUGGCUGUACUCUCUGCCAAUAUUGGGGAGGAGGUAGGUGGAGCUUAUCCUUCUGGUACUGCGUGGUGUGGGCUUCACCCUGCGCAAGGAUGACCCUCUGGCCCUCAAGUCACUCAUCACCAGGAUCCAAAGCAAAGCAGCUGAAGUAGAGGCCCAGAGUGAGGAUAGCACUUCCUUCACACGUAUCCGUUUCAUGCUGGAGGUGGUCCAGGCCAUCCGCAACAAUAAUAUGGCUAAAGUGCCCAACUAUGACCCGACACAUGUUGAGCAUCUAAAGAAAGUCCUAAAGGGCUUUGUUCGUAAGGGCGCUCAGAAUGCACCACUCAAGGUCACCUUGGAGGACUUGCUGAAGGCUCGGGAGUGUGGCCGCUGGUGGAUUGUGGGUUCAGCCUGGUCGGGUAGCCUGAUUGAUGGAAAAACACAGGAAAGGCAGCAGGACCUGAAUACUGCCAAGGGCUUAGAGACAGAGUUCAGUGAGAAGUUCAAAGAGCAUGCAGCCAAGCUGCAACUGUCCCGUCCCCCUAGAAUCAACAUUCUCUACAUAGUGACAGAGGGCUCGGAGGACUACCUGGAUGCCUUUCAGAAGCUCAGCCAGCUUAGCCUCCCACCGCAGCAAGAGCGGGAAUUGUUCAGUGUAAUAUUGCUUUGUGCGCAGAAGGGGAAGGAGUACAAUGCCUUCUUUGCAUACCUGAGCAACAGAAUGUGCAAGUUUGAUAGAAAAUACAAGAGGUUGAUCCAGUUUGCACUCUGGGAUAAGUUCAAAGAAUUGGAAGAUCUCAAGCAGAGAGAAAUUGCCAAUCUGGCCAAGUUCUUGUCCCAUUUGAUUGGUGAAGAUGCCGUCAACUUGUCAGUUCUGAAGACAAUCUCAUUUAUGGAGGUGGAGGGCCAGACAGUUAGCUUCUUAAGGCAGCUCCUUAUUUCUCUCCUACUGCACCCAGCUGGAGCUGACACUGUCGAUAAAAUUUUCUCUCAGCUGUCCCUCUCUCCCAAGCUGCGUCUUCUCCGCCAGAGCCUCCGGAUAUUCAUUCUUAAGUUCCUCAGCUCCAAGAAGCAAUCAGAAGAUCCCAACCAUCAGCUCCUCUAG